Messenger RNA from Pelagomonas calceolata, 2238 nucleotides. The record is from the annotation of a GenBank genome assembly. Lineage: Eukaryota; Pelagophyceae; Pelagomonadales; Pelagomonadaceae.
CGGCCAGCAGCGAUGCCGCCCAAAAAGGGCAAAGAGAGCGUGCAGCGCAAGUCCGCGGCCGAGUUCUUCACCGAGAACCAGACCAUCGCGGGCUUCGACAACCCGGGCAAGAGCCUCUACACGACGAUCCGCGAGCUCGUGGAGAACUCGCUGGACGCGGCGGAGUCCAUCGGCGAGCCGCCGGACGUCGCGCUGGAGAUCCGGGAGCUCAGCCAGGCGGAGCUGGACGCGGAGCGGGGCGUCCUGCGGCUCGAGCGCGUCGACGAAACGCUCUUCGAGGGCCGCGGCAAGGCGGACGACAAGGAGAAGACGCGCUUGUUCUACCGCGUCACCUGCCGGGACAACGGCUGCGGCGUCCACCGCGAGGCGAUCCCCGACGCGUUCGGGCGGGUGCUCGCCGGGUCGAAGUACGGCGCGCGGCAGGCGCGGGGCAAGUUCGGCCUCGGCGCGAAGAUGGCGCUGAUCUGGGGCAAGAAGUCGUCCGGGCUGCCGCUGACGGUGCGGACGGCCCGCGCCGCGCACGAGCCGGUGAGCCGCGUGGUGCUGGACAUCGACAUCCAGCGGAACGAGCCGCGCGUGCUGGAGGACUCGGUGGCGGAGAACAGCCAGAAGUGGCGGGGCGCGGAGCUGACGGUCACGGUCGGCGGCAACUGGAAGGCGUACCGCGCGCGCAUCGUCCAGUACCUGCGGCAGCUGGCGAUCAUCACGCCCUACGCGUCGCUGCGGCUCGACUUCCGCGGGUCCGGGUCCGACCGGCGGGACGUGCGCCUGGAGUUCGCGCGGCGGACGACGAAGGUGCCCCCCGUGCCCCGGGCGACGGGCUACCACCCCGCGGCGCUCGACGAGCUGCUGCUGGAGCAGCUGCUGCGGAAGACGGCCCAGCCGUCGCUGGGCGCGUUCUGCCGCCACGCGCUGCAGGGCGGGCCGCCCGCGCUCAUGCGGCGCGUGCUCAAGGAGGGCGGCUUCGACGAGAGGACGGAGCCGCUCCGCGUGGCGGACGACGCCGCGCGGCUGCGGCGGCUCGCGCGCCUGUUCCGGGACGUGAACUGCUUCGCGCCGCCGGACGCGAGCGGCCUGGCGCCCGUCGGCGAGUACAACCUGCGGCUGGGCGUCGAGAAGGAGGUCCGCCCGACGUACGUCGCCACCGCGUGCUCCCCCGUCGCGGCGCACGAGGGCCACGCGUUCGUCGUCGAGGCGGCCGUGUCGGUCGGCGGGCUCAGGGAGGAGGAGGAGGGCCUGCGCGUCUACCGGUUCGCGAACCGCAUCCCGCUGCUCUUCGAGGGCGGCGCCGACGUCGCCACCAUCGUGGCGAAGAAGCGCGUGCGGUGGGCCGCGUACAAGAUCGACGUCAAGAAGGAGCGGGUCGGCGUCUUCGUGUCGCUCGUGAGCACCAAGAUCCCCUUCAAGGGCACCUCCAAGGAGUACGUGGGCGAGGACGCCCACGAAAUCCACGACGCGAUCCGGGAGUGCCUCAUGGCCUGUGGGUCGCAGCUCAAGGCGCAGCUGGCGAAGCGCGACCUCCAUCAGAGGGACCGGGACCGGCGCAAGAACCUGCUGCGGUACGUGCCCGACGUCGCGGCGGCGCUCUGCGGCGUCCUGCAGACGGACGAGGACGCGCUGAAGAAGGCUUUGCAGCGCCACGUCGACCGCGCCGACCUCGAAGCGGUCGCGGACGACGGCGGCGCGCCGCGGGCGCGCGUCGACAUGCGGCGGCGGGCCGUCGUGCGGGACGUCGUGUCGACGCGCUUCGCGCUGCGGCUGUUCGCGCCGCGCGGCGCGGCGUCGCGGCCGCCCGACGAGGACGAGGAGGCCGAGGCCGAGGUCGCGCCGAAGAGGAAGAGGCCGCGCGCGGCGUGGACGGGCGUGGUCGACGAUGAUGACGGGGGGGACCCGGCGGCGAGCCCGCCGCCCGCGGCGGCGGCGGCGGCGCGCGCCGACUUCGAGUUCGACGACGACGACGACGACGACGACGACGACGUCCUCGCCAUCGACGGGCUUUCGCCGUCCAAGGGUGCGCCGCCCUCCGCCGGCGCGCCGCGGUCGCCGGCGCGGAGCCGUCUCGGGCGGGGCGACGGGCUCGCGGUCGCCGACUCGUCGUCCGACGGCGACUCGUCGUCCUCGGAGGACGUUCCCUUGGCGAGCCUCGCACCGCCGCCACCGAAUAAACGGCCGCGCCCCCUCCCGGCUCCGGACGCCGGCUCAAGCGACGACUCGUCGGGCGACGAGUGGGCGGCGUAA